Molecule: messenger RNA, 1209 nt
Organism: Symbiodinium natans
Lineage: Eukaryota; Dinophyceae; Suessiales; Symbiodiniaceae
Source: the annotation of a GenBank genome assembly
AUGGACAAGAAGAGGACACCCUUCUUAUGGUGGACGUUGUGCGCCCUUGCUUUUUGCUCAUCAUUUGGCUGUCAUCUGGCUUUUGAUGAGCAAACAGGCGAGACGGGCCAUGCCUUCUUGGCGCGGUGUGCUCCUGCUGCACACUCCGCUGCGGAGGCCGUGGGAACAGGUGGAGAACUUCCUCUGGGCGUGCCGGAGUUGCAGGGUUGCCUGGAGACAUCGGGUCAGCUGCAGGAUGCGGCUCUGAGGGAGAGCCGCUGCAGCUUGUGUCCAGAGGGCUGCGUCGUGGUCCUCUUGCUGGAGGCCUUGGCAUUCCCAGUGCAGCAUGUCGAUGUGCGCCUCUGCUCUUCCUCGUUGAUGUUCUACUUCCGUGCGAAUGCGUACUUCAAGGAUUUUGAGCCGCACUGGACACUGGACUUGCGGGACAACCUCGCCCCGCUGGUGAAUGUGAGACGGGGUCAGUGCGCAGCUGCGCGCGAGCGUGAGCUGCAGGGUCGAAGCCUACCUCAGUCACUUCCUCUGCCGGAACUGACAUCGCGUCGUGGCCACGGCAGCUUGCCCCGUGAAGAGCAGGCAGCUGUGCUCAUCGCAGCGACACCGGCAAUGCUGAAGAAGUACCAGCCCUUUAUCAACCUCUGGAGAUGCUAUGCGCUUCGCCAUGGGCAUGCUUUUCUUCUCGAGACAGACGAAGGCGAAGCGCCGGCCCCGAACUGGCUGCGCUGGUACGCCGCCAGGCGGUAUUUGCCGCUCUACGCAGCACUUCUGCUCGUGGACCCUGACCAGAUCAUCGUGGCGCCUUGCUGGGACUUGUCAAUCAUCGAGCUGGCGGGCACCUGGCCAGAGUACGCACGUCGGCCGCUUCCUGAUGUUGGUUUGCGCGACUUUGGGCGUCCGCAGACCCUGAACAACGGAGUGGCGCUUCUGCGGAACUCUGUGCGCGGCCGCUUCUUCCUUGAGCUGCUUCUCGAGAAGGCGCGGUGGUUUCAGACCAUCGAGCGCGACCAGGGUCCGUUUGAUGAGACAGUUCUGGAAGUGCUGGGGAUGGAGGCCCAACUGCAGCGUGGCGAGCCUCGCCUGGGCUUAGGUGCUGCAUGUGCUGCUGUUCACAGGAGAAGUGGUUUCUUGGGGCUUCUACUGGUAGUCUUAACUUCUGGCCGUAUGGGUAUUUCCCAAAAUCGGGGUACCCCGUUUAUACCCCAAACAGAAUAG